Messenger RNA from Mollisia scopiformis, 1151 nucleotides. RefSeq lists its product as uncharacterized. Lineage: Eukaryota; Fungi; Ascomycota; Leotiomycetes; Helotiales; Mollisiaceae. The record is from RefSeq and is a predicted model, not a curated record. The coding region runs from base 420 to 1151 and encodes 243 amino acids. The transcript has 2 exons.
ACGCUUCCAUCAAGCGCGCCAGUUCCGUGCCACCUCCGACGGUGCCUGACGGUGAAAUCAUGCAGGCUCACCCAGUUGUCCAGGAGACGAAAGACAUCUUCGCCCGAUGGGCGUGCUUUGUGUAGGAGUUGUGCCCCUCAGAUGCGAGCUCACUGGAAGGGGAAGGUCUUUACUUGACCCAGGAAUCGGGUUACCAAUAGCAGCCACUAAUCAACAACUCAACGAACGUGAUGGCGUGCAUGAAACAAGAGACCUGCGGCUACUGUCAGCAUCUACCGUUGGCUGGCGUAGAGUUCAAUCCGACGUGGGAGGUUGGGAGCAGUGGCUGAACUUCGAGGAUGACAGGAAGACACCCCUUGCGGACUAAUUGAGAAGUUCCCGGCAUCUGCAAGCGAUCUUCAUAUGGUAGGGAUAUCGGAAUGGUGGCCGGAAGGGGGAUUGAGAUAGGGCUUGAGAUAGGGCUAUGCUGGUGGUUUGGACUGAUGAGAGGCAUUCUCGUGGAUUGGUUCUUGCGUUCGCAAAUAGCUUCUGGCAUUAUAGACUCCUAUUUGAAACAUCAAAUCCCAAAAGGAAUCAAUUGCAACGGACCUCCGCUCGCGGGUGAAGUUUCGGUGGAGAGUAUAGACACCUGGGUGGCAAGACCUCGAGCAUCAUUUCAUCUCAUCGAGAGAAGAGAUGAAGCUAGGAUCCCGACUUGGAUCCGAUUUAAUGUAGAAAUCCAAAAGGGUUUCUUAUUUGCGCAUUUCGUGUGUGCUAUUCUCAUUGCUCGUACUAGCUUCAGCAGAUUCAAGAACUUGGACGAAACUUCGUUCCUCGGCCUUCUUAAUGCUCAAAAAUGUAAAGCGCAACUUAUUAGUGCGAUGGUAGAAGGUGUACGAGAUGCGGUUUAUCUUGACGAUGGGCACUUGGAGGAGGCUGUAGUUUGGGCGUGUUGGAAGGGCGAGGAGCGCGUGAUGGAGCGACGCAGCAAUACGCUGGGCUUGUUGAGACCAGAAGAUGUAGAGGCGCAACAGCUUGGGGAGUACGACGGGGGCAUUACUGCUGCUAAAGAUUUCAAGAUGGAGAGCGAUAUUGUGUUGAUGCUUGGUAUCGGCGAGGUUCUUUGCCUUUACCUUUGCCUUUGCCUUUGCCUUGAUAAUGCCUUUGAUUGA